Messenger RNA from Tetrahymena thermophila SB210, 1815 nucleotides. RefSeq lists its product as hypothetical. The record is from RefSeq and is a predicted model, not a curated record. NCBI's taxonomy places the organism in Eukaryota, Ciliophora, Oligohymenophorea, Hymenostomatida, Tetrahymenidae. Gene Ontology annotation, cellular component: cilium. The transcript has 12 exons. Gene Ontology annotation, biological process: cilium movement; outer dynein arm assembly.
AUGGCAGCUGAAACAGAAAACUACAAGCAGAUGAAUUCAUAUCAUCUAAACAGCCAAUCGAAAAUAUAUAAUCAGAGUCCUAACAAUAAAUCUCUCAUUCAUUAUAACAGUUAGUUAAGAGAUGGUAGUCAAAGCGGGUAUUCUGAUUAUUAUAUGCCAGGCUCUUCUAGAUAAGCUGCUAUGGCUUCAAUUUACAAAGGAAUAAAGAAUAAUGAUGUAUCACAAAUAUUAGGAAAGAGCUCCAAUAAUAGAAGUUUCCUCCCUUCAAUUAACUAAAGAGGUGAUGAUGAUAAUUUUGACGAAAAGACUGAAGUUCAUAAAAGCUUAACAGAAAUGAGAAAGCACUACGAUCAAACUAAAACUUUAGCAAAUAGAAAAGAAAAAGAAUUAAAGCAAUUAUAGGAAGAAAGUGAUAAGCUUAAAGAGUAGGAAUAAUUCCUAAAAGAAAACAAUGUAGAUGUCAUUUAGAAUGAAAAAGAUAUGAUUAAAGGAUGUGAAGAAUCUAAGAUUUAAAUGGAAGAGACUGUUUUGCAGAGAAAGAGUUAUUAACAUAUGAGAAAUAGGCUUAAAAAAGACAUUUAGCACUAUGAGAAACAAGUAAUUAUCUACCAAAAUGAAUUAAAGUAGUUAAGAUAAGAGCAACAUGCCAUUAGCUUGCGUGCUCACUAAACAAGAUAAUUUAACGAUUAAACCUCUAAAAUGAUGGAUGAAGUUAUGAAAAACGUAGAAUAAGAGAGAAAAGAAAGGGAGAGUAAGCUCAACCAGAUAAAAGGAAAAAUAUAGACAAGAUAGGAGUUGGACAGAAAAAGAGAGGAAAGAGUUAUGCAAAUGAUGGCUAUUGCUGAUCAUGCUAUGCAUGAUAAAGAUCCAUAAGAAAAAAAAUGGAGAUAACUUUUAUUGGUUCAUAAAUUUGUAAGCACUUUACUCAAACAAAAAAUGGAAAGAGAAAUGAAAAAGUUCGAUGUAGUUGAAUCAGCUUUCUAGAAAAUAAAAACUGCCACAGGUGUUUCAGAAAGUGAAGAAAUAGUAACAAAAUUCCUUUCUAGAGAAUAGACAUAUGGUGAACUCUUAGCUACAAUCGCAGAGAGUGAAACUAAAAUUGACAACUUAAAAAAGAAAAAUGAGCAAUAUAACUAAAAAUUAGCUGAUCUGAAAUAAGAGCUUGUAGCUUUAGAAAUGUAGUAAAAAAAGGGUAAACAAGGAUUUAAGGAAUAAGAAUUAAUUAAAAAGUUGGAUGCAAUGGAUGAAAAGGUUCAAAGAUCUAUUUUGAUGAAAUAAAAACUUUAUUAAUGGUGUAUUCGUAUAUUAACUAAACACGAAUAAGUUAAUAGACCGAAAGGAUUUAAUUAAAGUAAAAGAACAAACUUUUACGAACAAUUUCCCAGAAGUUAGAUUGAAUAGCUAUUUAAUAAAGUGUGCACUGUCUUCCAUGCUGAAUUAGAUAAGACAAAGGACGAAGACAUUGAACAUGUUCUUGAUUAACUUAAUUAGACUAAUGUAAAUGAUGAAACUCAAAACGAAGAAUUCAUAAGAAGAAAUCUUCGUAUCAAGCCAUCAAUAAAGAAAUAAUAUUCAGAUAACUAACAACCUAGUGAAGAUCAUAGCUUUAACUCCGAAAAAGAUUCUCGUGAUUCAUAUCAUGCUAAAUCAGCAUCAUAUAUUGAAUCUGAUACAGAAACUACUUAAAUAGAUGAUGAUGCUGAGAAUGAUCAUAUUGGAAAUUUAAGAGGAGAACUCAAAAGAGAAUAAGAGCUUCAAGUUAAAAAAAAAAGACUUGAAAAAGAAAAAGCCUAAUAAAAGAGUCCUUAAAAAUGA